AUGAACGCUUCGACGAGUCCCGUCCCUGGCAACGCCGGCACCGCGUGGACCGCGAGGACCACGACGACGAAUCUACGAUCUCGCGGCGGCUGCGGUGAGUGCCGCCGCGUCCAUCGGAAAUGCGACGAGCGGCGCCCUUCGUGCGGCAGAUGCGUGGCCACGAGGAAAGCGUGCUCAUACCACAAGCCACUCUCCUGGGGAGGGCGCCCGUUUGCCAAAUCCUCCUUUGGAGUCUUGGCGGCCAACGAGGCCGUCUCAGCCACUCCAGCCGAGUGGGAAGACUCAUCUGUCCCCGAGUCCCGCCGCUCUUUUGUGUACAGCGCAACCGCGUUUUCCACUGGUGCAGAGCACGCCGCCGAUGCGGGAGUCUCCAAUCGAUCCAGCACUGCUGGUACUGCCUCCGGAUCCUCGCCUGUCAGCCUUGCCGCCAUUGUGCAGCCCGAUGUGCUGUGCCAGCUGUCCGAGGGCGACCGCUCCCUCAUCCACCACUUUGCCUACCAUCUCACCCCGUGCUUUUCUCUCAGCCCAACUCAACACGACAAGUUUUGCCGAACCUUUUUGCCUCUGGCCUUGGAUCGGACAUAUGGGGGCGCCGUCCUCAGCGCCAUCGUCCUGUGCACGACGAUCCACCGCGCGUCCCCCGGGAGCGACGCGGCGCAGCGUGCGCAACUGUACUUGAAGUGCAUACGUGAACUGCAGCAGGUGCUCCGGCAUCCGGCGCCCAUCAGGGGGGACGUGGCCGCCGCCGCGUGCCUAGUCCUGUGUCUCGCGGAUAUCCUGGCUGGGGGUCAAGAUUUUGGGGCGUGGAAGCUACACCUCAACGGCGCGGCCGCUUCCCUCGACGCUGUCCAGUCAGAUGCCGUCGCCACCCAGCGGUCGCUGUCGGAAACGACCUCGUUCCUUUGGCGAUGGUGUCGAUCGCUCCGAACAGUGGGGUUUUCCACUGCGAACCCUGACCAGUCGAAUUUCGUCAUGGACACUGGCUCGAAUGGAGAGCCAAGCAAGCCAUUCCACUACAUUGACGUGUUCGACGGGUUUUCUACAGACUUGGUUCCAAUCUUCAGGGACAUCAACGACAUGGCAGUGGAGAUGCGGGCCAUACGAACCCUUGAAUUACAGAGUUCCGGUUCCGCUGACUCACACUGCAUUUGGGAUCUGCGCUGCAUGCUGCUUCGUCGCGGUCAGCGCCUCGUCUCGCAACUUGAGAACAUGGCCAAGGCUCCAGUCAACAAAUUGGACCCUUCCCUCCCACAGUCAGUCAGAGAUGAGCACGGUGCGGAGUUCCGUCUAUUAAACAAGGCUUGCCACCACACGGCGCUUCUUGAAAUCUACCAGCGCGUUCUCAACAAGUCGCCGUCGGACCCUGAAGUCCAAAACCAGGUGGAAGCUGGUAUCAAGUGCCUGAAGUCGUUAAACUUGACCAAAGGCUCCACCCCGGGCGUUGCCUCGUUGCAUCCCGUCUUUAUCAUUGGCUGCUCGGCCACCACCGCUUCUGAUAGGAUGUUCAUCAUGGAUUGGUUGGGGAACAUGCGGCAGCUGUACCGCAUGGGCAACGUUCCGUCGGCCAAGUUGUUCCUGUUUGAACUCUGGCAGCAUAACGAUGCCCUCAAGUCAGCAGAGGAUUACGCCCAAUGGCACGAUUUCAUGUUGCAGAAGAACAUGGACCUGUCACUUUACUAA
Trichoderma gamsii is the source of this 1680-nucleotide messenger RNA. RefSeq lists its product as hypothetical. Gene Ontology annotation, molecular function: zinc ion binding; DNA-binding transcription factor activity, RNA polymerase II-specific; transcription cis-regulatory region binding. NCBI's taxonomy places the organism in Eukaryota, Fungi, Ascomycota, Sordariomycetes, Hypocreales, Hypocreaceae. The transcript has 3 exons. Gene Ontology annotation, cellular component: nucleus. The record is from RefSeq and is a predicted model, not a curated record. Gene Ontology annotation, biological process: positive regulation of transcription by RNA polymerase II. Bases 1 to 1680 code for a protein of 559 amino acids.